This is a messenger RNA of Anastrepha obliqua, 3467 nucleotides long. RefSeq lists its product as uncharacterized. The transcript is spliced from 7 exons. Gene Ontology annotation, biological process: synapse organization. The record is from RefSeq and is a predicted model, not a curated record. The coding region runs from base 804 to 2684 and encodes 626 amino acids. Gene Ontology annotation, cellular component: neuron projection membrane. NCBI's taxonomy places the organism in Eukaryota, Metazoa, Arthropoda, Insecta, Diptera, Tephritidae.
AUGAGCUACACUCGCGAGUGUCACGCGCGGCAUACCAAAUCAAAAGUCUAAGAGGUAGCGCAUUAAACUGUGAAAAAGAAACAUCCACUUAGUGCUUUAGGCGGGUGGUCGUAGCCUCAAAGCAGAGGCGGAAUAUGCGCCACACGACUCCACGCCGGAGACACAGGAUUAUAUGAAGGAUUGUCAAGUGUGUGGGCACGUGCGGGUGCCAGGACAUGUGUCGUGACUUACACAUCUAGCCAUCAUACAGCAAUUAAAUGUUUGUCGACAUAAGGUGAACAGCUGGUGCCAGCAAAUACGCAUUUCAUUGCCUAUAUUGCAAUACAGGUGCAGGCACUGCAGAAAGAUUCUAAAAACAUUCACUUUGGAUUUGUAUUCUCCUCUGUGAUGAAUGAAUGUAUCCCAUGCGAUGGCUAAUAUGUUUCAGAAGUGACAAAUAAAUCACAUGCUUCAGAAAAUGGCAAUUAAGUAAAAAAAAAAUAUAUUAUGAGGCAUCUGAAUGGUCAAAAAUAUUUCUCGAUCCGCGAUGGCAUACAACGCAGUACUUCUAAUUAACCAAAGCGGCAGUGCCAACUCUGCAACGUAAAAAUGUUUUCAACAUAAACAUUUAAGUUUAGUGGCUAUCGAAAAAAGAAAAAAAACGCCGCUAAGUUUUGUAAUAAAAUAAAAUAAAUAAAGUGUGAAAAUGUGCGAUUCUCUAAGUGACAAAAACAUCGCAGCUUACUUGUAAGUGUAAGAAAAAGAGAAAAAAAAGGAGAGAAAAAAUAAGAAAUUAAACAAGAAAACGAACAUCAACAAUAAUAAUGCAGCAACAAGCGCAAACGCUAACUGAAUUUCUGUCCUUAAGGAAUUAUUUUAAUAAGCGAUAUUUGUGCGAAAUUGUGAAAAGACAGCAACUUCAACUACACCAAAAAUUCACGCCGCAAAUGUGUCCCAAAAGUGCGCAGAGCGAAGAAGCUGAACUGAAGAAGUUAGCUAAAAUACCAACAUCCACCGCAAAAACAAAAACAAGCAUGCGAAGCUAUAGACAUUUGCAGAGACGCAGCAGCAACAACAACAGCUCAACUGGCGCCAGUACCAACAUUAACUGCACCAGUGGGGCCAUUCGCACCGACUACAGUCAUGGCAAUGCGAAGAGCAACAACAAAAGACACAGCUACUACGGCUAUAAUCUCUGUGUUAGAAAUGGCAAGAGCUUUACAGCAAGAAGAAGAAUAACGAUUACAAGCGGACAACUCCUGCUGACAAUGCUGCUAUCUUCCGUGCUCGUCCUGGAAGCGAACUCCACCGUCGCUUCAUCGACGUAUGCAAUAAUAUCGUUAACAAAAACAACAAAUACAGCAACGCCAAACGCAAUGUUAUUUUUAAACACAUCUACAAGCAACGUGCCGACAGCAAGAACUGCCGAGAGUUCGGCCCCAACACAAACAAAGAGCGUAACAAUAGCAGCUAUGGGAGUAACACCUCCAACAAACUUGGCUGCGCCACCUGUAUUAUCAUUAGUUUCAGCCUCAGCAAUAACAAAUGUCCCUGACGCUACGCCCGUUACCGAUGCAAUGCUAUCUACGCCACCUAUCCGUUCGCCUUCAGCAUCGCCUCUGCGUCCCAUAUCAAACCCAUUGUCGUCUUCCUCAGUAACAACAAUAAUGCCAGCAAGUGAUCCACCAGUAGAGCUAUUUGCAAUGGAAAAGGUAACAACUAUAGCAACAACAACAGACGACAACGUGGAAAGCGCCACGAUUAGCCUGCAGCCUCCGCCACCUUCCGAUGUACUCAUAAAAGGCUUUUCCAUACCAACAUUUUUACCACCAUUUCCGUCUUUUGCCAUGGCUGACCUACCAGCUUACAAAUUGGCGCCUACUUCGUUAGCAGCAGUCACUCCGACUGUGUCAACAGACCCUCAGGAUCAACUUUAUUUAGCCGCCUACCAGCAAAACGCGCUCCGCCUCAACCUAUCCAUGCCAACGAUGAAUAUUACCGUUCAGAUGGGCAAUCACGCUUACCUGCCUUGCAAUAUACAUCACAUGUUGAACAAGCCAAUUUCGUGGGUGCGGCUUCGUGAUGGCCACAUACUCUCCGUGGACCAAGCGACUUUCAUUGCCGACCAGCGCUUUCAGGCCAUAUUCCAAGGCGAGGACGAGUACACCUGGUCGCUGCAGAUCAAAUAUGUGCAGGACACCGAUGAAGGCUGGUACGAGUGCCAAGUGUCCACUGAACCAAAAAUGAGUGCAAAAAUUUAUUUAGGCGUAGUUGUACCACACACCGAGCUGAUUGGUGAUCAGAACCGUUUCGUGAAAGCAGGUAGUAAGGUGGCACUGCACUGCAUAGUUCGGGACACACUUGACCCGCCAACCUACAUCAUUUGGUUCCGAGGCAAGACACAAAUCGCGAAUGACAAUAAAAUGGGCUGGUACACAGAAAUCGACCGCACGAUCUUCGGUAAUGCGGACAGCAACCGUAAUACGAUUGGCUCGCUAAUAAUACCUUUUGUGAAGAAAAAGGAUUCGGGUAACUACACUUGUCAGCCGUCUAAUAGUGCGCCCGUUUCGGUGGAUCUGCACGUGCUGAGCGGGGAGUAUUCUGCCUCGGCAAUAAUGUCGGCGGGAAGCACCUACAGGGUGAGCGGAAGUUCUCUUUGCUGUCUGCUGCUGCUGCUGGUGAUGCUCGUCGUGCCGAAGACGUGACUGCGUCGUAUUUUAACGUAAGUCGACGAAGUGACAUUAGCUCCGCCGUUCAUUUUAUGUUUGCAUUGCCAAGCCCUUUUCGUUGUGAACAAAGACAUCUAGACUAAGUUAAGUAAAUGGACUUGGAAACGCUACUUGUAUAUUAAAUAAUUAAGUAUUGUUAAUAUUACUGACAAAGACAAAGAGAAAGAGAAAAGAGCAUUUGGAUAUGGCAAACAACGAGGCCCAAGUCAGACGAGAGUGUGCACGGACGUAAUCACAAGGACAAGCACUUUAAUUAUAAGAUGAGAUGAACAAUUAAUGUAAUAAUUCCACACCAUAACUUAAGUGACUUUUUUAUUAACGUAAUGAAACGUACAACUGAAAUACAGAUAACGGAAAGUGCGAAAACAAAGUUGUGAAACAUCAAUAAGUAGGAUAUCAGCAAAAGUUAUUUAGUAGCAGCCGAUUAGUUAUUCAUUACAGUAGCAAGAUAAUUAUGGCGGUUAAGUCAAAUUGGUGGAACCAGAAGUUGAAAUAAUUACGAGAAUUGAAACAAAUAGCAAAAAUUGUCAACUACUUUCAGCACUGCAUAAUCGAAUAUUGUAAAUAUUAAAUAAAUUUUACCUUAAUAAUAACAAAAUACUGCAUAAGAGAUUAUAUAAACGCAUUCGAUUGAAGUGAACACUUAGUAUUUAAUACAAAUACAACACACAGGCGAGUAUAUUUGCAGGGCAUGCCAAGCUACUCGUUGCUGAAAAUGAAAUCUAUAAUAAAAUGCAAUAAAGACAAUUCAAAUUAUAA